AUUUUUACAGAUCACUGAAAAUGACAAACACCAGUGACAUGAUGGCAGACUUUUCAGGUAAGUUGAGCAUUUUUUGCAUAAGCUAAUUUCGUCUUUAUUUCUUUAAUUACUUCGAAUUGAUAUAUUUCAUUUUUUUUUUUUUUACUUUUAAUGGAUAUAUUUGUUUCUUGUGUGUUUGAUUAGAACCCAUCUCAUUGUCGCAUGUGCUCAUUUAGUUUUUAGUCGUGGGGCUAAAUUUAAAUUGUGCUAAUUUUUUUUUUGGUGUCAACCGUACUUUGGUGAGAUCCAAAAGUUAUUGCCCCAAAACUUGACUUGCUACACAUCUACAGAUCAAAUCAUCAUAAUUACCAGCAGCUUUAAGCACGUCGAACAUUCCCUUAGAGUAUUCUAAGUGUAUACUUCACAGGUGUAAAUUGUUAUUUUCAACCGUAGCGUUUUGAAGUGCGUUCGAUUGAAUGCCGUUGAAAGUGGAAAUGUAGCAAGAAUGGAAAUAGCCACCAAAAGACACCGUCAAAUACUGUUCAUUUAAAAAAUAAACAUUUGUUUUAUCAACGCACAUUUAGCGUUUGCGCUGCUACAGGGCUGUAUGCAGAUCUGAAUAUAAAGUGAUGACGUAUUGAGAAUAAAGAGAUGACGUACUGAGUAUAAAUGGAUGACGUGCUUAGUAUAAAGUGAUGACGUACUGAGUAAAAAGUGAUGAAGCACUGAGUAUAAAGUGAUGACACACUGAGGAUAAAGGGAUGACGUACUGAGCAUAAAAUGAUGACGUACUGAGUAUAAAGCGAUGACGUACUGAGCAUAAAAUGAGGACGUACUGAGUAUAAAGUGAUUCAUUUGUUUCUCUUUUUUUUUUUUUUUGGUGGGUGUUUGUGUAGGAGUAAACUAUUUUUGGAGUAGUAAACAUUUAAAAUACAACUAACUUUUUAAGUACGGAUUGCUAUGAUAGCGUUUGUUAAUUUUUAUUUUCGUAAACAUUCAAUUCACCAUUAGCGCUAUGUCCUAUAAUGAUCUAUUCUUCUAAACCUAACACACGGUAUUGUUAAGUUAUGGGGCAAUUUUGAAUCCUGCUGCUCAUUUCUUACUGGAACGGGGACUUUUUUUUAGUUGUAACACACAAUUCUGAAUUUUUUUUUUUUUUUGGUAAAAUCUACGUUUGCUAUUUUAAACAAAAAACCAACGUCCUUAAACGAGUGCUUCCAUUCCCGUAGACAGGCGUACGUUUUAUUGCGCUGGUGCCCGGGAUGGGGGGGGGGGUGUCAAGGAAUAGCUGCUGUAUGAUAUAGGUAUGGGAGGGGAUGAAUUAGCAGCCAUAUACGAAGUGGAACGUGAGGCAUAAAAGGCCCUGCAUGAAUUUGAGUGCCCAGACUUGCGGGAUGCCCAGAACGCCCAAUAGAUAUGGACCAUUAAAAACACAUGCGCUUUUCAUCACUCCAAUAUAUUUCAGGCACUACAGAAAAGCUCCUAUCUAUUUCACCAGCCAUGACCUGUGAGUUGUUUUUUUUUUUAAAUUGUAUAUCAUAUCAGUUUAAUUAUACUUGAAUAGAGGAGUGGGGGGGGGGGAAUCUCAUUGUUUCCCACUCAAAAAUAAAAUAGGUUUAAAAAUGAUUCCGCCUGUCAUUAAAUUCAUUUGGUAACUUGUUUAAUGCAUUACAGGGGUGGGAGUGGUGUAAUAUUAUGAAUUAAUAUUUGUUAAUUAAUUAUCGAUCUCCUUAAAAUUCCCUGUCUUCUUGUUUAGUAUAUUUCUAACAUUUCUCUAUAAAGUGGUCGCGGGGCUUGUGCCGGCCGUUCCAGCUAAAACGUAUCUAACCCCGCCAAACGCUCAAUAAACACUGAUUUCACCUCUGACAACUCCAUGAGCAGUUACAUCAGGAGCAAUGAUAAAUGCUUCACUGUGCCUUGGCGUAGCACAGUCCAAUAUAAACAAUCAUUCUUCCCACGAACAAUAAUUGCUUGGAGCCAACUGGACAAUGCCGCCUUGGACUCGACAUCAAUCGAGAGUUUCAAGGCUGCUCUGGCACCCGCUAGGAGCCGUUAGGAUGGCCGCAUCUUUUCCCAAACCGCUGCACAUACGCCAGUACUUGGUUGCAGCAACGUAGUCUAUCAAAAUCAGAAUAAUCUUGUAUUCCUUUAGCAACCUCUAUAUAUUUUGCCUCUGGUGUGUCCUGCUAUUGGUCUAUUGUUAAAGGCCGGCAGGUAGGAUGUAGGACUUCCGUAGGCCUGUUAUUUAAAAGGCUGGUAGGUAGGGUGUAGGACUUCCGUAGGCCUGUUAUUUAAAGGCUGGUAGGUAAGGUGUAGGAAUUCUGUAGGCUUAUUGUUUAGAGGCCAGCAUGUAGGUUGUAGGACUGUCCGUGGGCCUAUUGUUUAAAAGCCGGAAAAUAUUAUAGAAAAUGAGAAGGUAGCUCUUUUUUUUUCAACACAUGGCCUCAUCUGGAAUUUUCUCAAAAUACCCGGACCCGGUGUAAAAAAAUCUGCACCCGGUUAAGCCCUAGCAUACUAUAUUUUUUAUUCUACUUUUUAGUCUACUCAAUUCUUGUAUAUUUUCAUCUCCAGAUUUCAAUUCCGCGUCCAAUUACCAGAGUUUGGUGACGUCAUCAAAACUUUCCAUCUCAAGCAUGUCCCCAGCAAAUGUAUUUGCAACAACAACUGCAAAAGUUUGUUCAACUUUGAUCGACGCUAAAUGUUAUCCUUUAGUUAUGGGUAAGUAACAUAUGCCAUAGCUUCAAAUCAAAUAUCUACAUCUAACUAUUGUAUUCUGGGUGAGUAGCAUUCUUUUGGGAUAGUUGGCUGAGGAUGUUGAAGUUUGGCUGAGGAUGCUGAUUUUGUUCCUUACCUUACAAACCACGGAUCUUUGUGGGUCAUGGGCAAUCAGGCUUUGCGUUAACCAUAACAUUGUUCAAAUUAAAAGAUGUCUAUGCAAGCAGGUCUCUGCACGCGGACGCGUUAAGAAAUGCACACACAUCGCUCAGAUAGUUACAGUUGAGUUUCUACCUAGUUUGGAUUGGCUGACACAUCCCUUUUACACUUUGCAGUAAAUAAACAAAAAAUAAUGGGUCUACAGUGUUACAAGACCCAGUUAAGUAAUCAAUGCAUGCAUUUCCCUAACCCAGUUGUCGGCAAAUCUUGGCUCGCGAUCCGCAUGCGGCCUUUUAGUGACCUGAGUGCGGCUCUUUAGUGACCUGAGUGCUGCUCUUGAUAGUGACCUGAGCGCGGCUCUUUAGUGACCUGAGUGCGGCUCUUUAUAGUGACCUGAGCGCGGCUCUUUAGUGACCUGAGUGCGGCUCUUUAGUGACCUGAGUGCGGCUCUUUAGUGACCUGAGCGCGGCUCUUUAGUGACCUGAGCGCGGCUCUUUAGUGACCUGAGUGCGGCUCUUUAGUGACCUGAGUGCGGCUCUUUAGUGACCUGAGUGCGGCUCUUUAGUGACCUGAGUGCGGCUCUUUAGUGACCUGAGUGCGGCUCUUUAGUGACCUGAGUGCGGUUCUUUAGUGACCUGAGUGCGGCUCUAUAGUGACCUGAGCGCGGCUCUUUAUAGUGACCUGAGCGCGGCUCUUUAGUGACCUGAGCGCGGCUCGGCCAGUCGGCCGCAAAUCGGGUUCGACUCCAAAAAUCAUGGUUCUUGACAGGUUCUUGAAAAGAAAUUCGGCUCUCAAUUUUUUUUAAAAAUCGUCCUGCUGUUGAUUUUUGGCUCUUUUGACUAAUGAGUUUUUAGACCACUGGUCUCACCCAUGUUAUAUACAGAUACCAGACAAUAUUCCCAGAAGUGCUCUGGUUUGUCUUCGGACAAAAAACUUCCAAAGCGUUAUCUGUGUCGACGUAAACUCAGCGCGCUGUGUCAAAAACACUCCACGAAAAUAUAUUUAAAAAAAAAUAAAUAAAUACAUAAGUUCUCCUAUAAAAAGCCAGAUUUGUAAUAACUGUUGUAAACAUUGAGUUUUAUCAGAUAAAUCAGAUUAAUUUUAUCAGAUAAACAGUUAGGCUAUAAAUUAAAAAUUUCUUUCAUCAUAAUCGGUUGAAAAUUUUAAAAGAUAUAGUCAAUGUUCCCUUUAAGCUGCACGGCUGCGCGAUUGCGCAGCUAUCUCACAGACGCCGCGCAGCAGUCUUGAGUACCGUGCAGCAAAUUUCCAUAUGUUUGUUUGUGUUUGUGGGCUGUAAAAUUUUGCAAAAAAAAAAAAAUUGAUUCUGUAAAACUUUGCACACAACUGUAUGAUUUUGCACACGAACCAACAAACCUUAGAGGGUACAUUGGAUAUAGUGUAUGCAUAUCAGGAAAAUGAAUUUAGUGUCUAUGACUCCUAUCUGAAAGAGCUGCUGACGCCUUAUGUACCCACUAGACAACUCCGCUCAUCCAACAGUGGCAAACUCUCGACACCACGUGUUCGCCUUGAGACUUGUGGAAAGUGCAGGGUCGCAUUUGCUGGUCCAACAAUUUGGAACGCCCUUCCAGUCGAUCUCCGAAACAAUCAGACACUGGAGUCCUUUAAAACUGAUUUAAAGACACAUCUAUUUCGCAAACACCUUCUGGGAUGAUUGUCUACCAUAUUUUCCAUUUACUGCAUAUUGGCUGUGUUGCUUAGUAUUGAAAUGGAUAGAAAAACUUUGACUUGGUAUGCUUGUAAUUAGUUUUUGUAGUGUUGCGUUUGUUUUAAAUGUGGUAAAUUAUAGAUUUUUUACUCUUGUACCGCGCUUUGAGCCUUUGGGGAUGAAGCGUGUUUUUGAAAUACACUUUAUUAUUAUUAUUAUUAUUAUUAUCAUAAUAUAUUAUUAUGAGUUCAAAAUCCAAAAGUUUUGUCAUAUAUUUUCAAGUGCAUUGUACAUUGUUUGCUCUAAACAGCUCGAAAUGUAUGGUGGGCCGUAGUAUUUUUAUUUGACUUAUUAUUUUCCUUAUAUUUAAAUAUAGCUCAUAUUUAAAAAAAAGAAGAAAAUUCAGUUCAUUAACCCUGAAAAUUAUAGUUUAAAAAAAAUGUCAAACCACUGGAUAAUGAAGUGAAAGAACCAAGUAACCAAGUUUGCUCAAUAUCCAUUAACCCAUGCAGAAAUGUAUGUGGUACAAAAGGACAUUAGUCUCAUUUACAUAACAGAUCAAUAUUAUACCCGAACAAAAGGCCGAUGGACAUUUGAAAUAUUAAAGAGCGAUUAGAAAAAAUAAUUAAGACACACAACUAAAAUCAUCAUUUGCAUAUUAAUGAGCACCGGGAAUGACGUCUUCCGGUGUUUCAUCAUUUACCCCCCUAGGAUGUUAUCCAAUUUCAAUAUGGCUGGAUUCGGUCAAGUUUUUAGCUGUAACACUCCAUUCAAUAUGAAAAAACAUUUUUUGUUUUAUUUUUUACCCUUUGUCCUCCAAAUUUUAAUAUUUAAUAAUUUUCAUCUUUUGAGAUAAAGGGAUUGUGACCAAACUUUCCAGGGAUUAUGUAGGUCAGGAGGAAUGAUCACGUCGAACUUGGUUGCGAUCCAUUGUUUAGGUUCUUAUGAUCGAUCAAUCUAUAUACAAACAUGGUAGCACUCUCUACAUCAGAAGUACUCACACUAGACCCACACUUCACAGGCAUGAAGUUGAUCGUUUGUAGAAUAAUACACUUGAACUUACAUACCCUUUAAUCUGUUAGUUUCCCAUCAAACUUAACAGUUAUUGAAAUAGACCGUUCCCCUAUGCGAUGGUUGAGAUCAUGGGCGCCCGCAGGGGGGGGCAAUGGGGGCAUUUGCAUACCCUGGAUUGAUUGGAUAAAAAUUUUUUAGACAAAAUUAGACAAAAAAUUUAUUAAAGUAAAGAGAAAAUAAAGAGAAAGUAACUAAGCUGAUGUCCUGACCGUUCGUUCACCAUACAAAUACGCUACGGUAAAUUAAAACUAUAUUAAAACAUUAUUAAAAUUUUUUUGCCCCCCCCCUGGAAAGUUGAUCGAUUUUUUUUGCCGCCCCCCAUAGAAAGUUUUCUGCGGGCGCCCAUGGUUGAGAUAUAAUUAUACCCCCCCCCCAACAACAAAAAAUUAAUAAAAAAAAAUUUUUUGAGACUUCUGGGAUCCACCAAAAUAUUGACAAAUCCAUUGAAACUUAAAGUUUCAUCUUCGUAAAAUGUUUUUUCAAGUUAAACAAAGGUCUCUUUGUCAAGUUUCUUAAUAUGCAUGAUUUUAAAUGUUGUACAAAUGGAAUACCCCCCUCCCCCCAAAUACACAGACACCCACAGAAGACCAAAUUUAAAUUAAAACCAUGUCACUGUUACGUCACCUUUCAGCCGCAUACUACUUCACGAUGUACGGAACCUACCUUUCUUUCGCCGUGGGGAUUCCCGGCAGCUUCAUCACCACCAUCAUCCUGCUGCGCAUGAAACCAUUCAACUCUUCCAUCCUUUGGCUCAUCUCCCUGAACUGUACAGGUGAGAGCAUCAAGCUAUUUUAGACAAAACUUGUUUGCUCAAAGGGGACUAUACGACAAAUUUAGUGUUUACUGGGGAUUUAGGGCUGGGGGGCGGGGGGAUAGGAGAAUCACCAUCAGGGCCGUGUUAAGAAUAUAGGAGGCCCUGGGAACAGCAAUACACUGGGGCCCGUAACAACACAACACACCAGGGUCGUGAGGAGGGGGGGUGGGCGAAAGGGGCACUUGCCGAAUGGUCAAACAGUGGGGGGAAGGGGGCGCAAACAGUUUUUGCUCCCCACCAACUCGCUAAAAAGAAUAAAAUUGUAAAAUAAAAAUUAACAAUAAAGUUAAACAUAGAUUAAUUCGAUUUAAGGAUACAAAAAACGAAAUCGUUCCAAAUCAAUAAUAGUUUUAAAACUUUAACAGAAAAAAAAAAUUAUAAUUAAUCGCAGAUGAUGAUAAAUUACAAGGAUCUCCAUUUUCUUACUUCGUCCUUCUGCCUCACGCCUCGUUUUCAGUUCCUGAUCAGUGUCAGCUGAUAUAGAAUCCAGCGCAUCUUGAGUAUUUUUCUAAAUCAUUGACGGCAUCAUAAUGUACUGACCAUCUUGUGUCAGACAGAUGCUUUACGACAACGAGAGAUUUUCCUAAGGAAGAUACCAGAACAUUCCAUCGAUGUGAAGAGGCUGAGGAAAAGGGAAAAUAGGCGCUGAAUAUGUCAAAUAUUUUUCCUACUUGUAGACAACACUCUGCAGCUUUUAAGCCCACUAAGUUCUGGCUGUGUCCAGCACAAGGGACAUACACGGCAAACUCGUUCAGUUGAAGGAUCCGUGCUUGCAAUCCAGUGUAGCGUCCAGAAAUAUUUGAAACAUUGUCAUAUACAGAUUGACCACGGCGGUUAAAAAUUUUCUCAUUUAGGAAAUCCAAACAGUGUAUGUUUGAUCAUUGGCUCCAUGGUAAAAUAAGGAAUUAACUUGAUAAAACAUUCCACAGGUUUACAUUCUGGAAUGUACCGGACCAUAAAUGUCAGUUGAUCAAUGUGAGAAAUGUCUGAAGUGGAAUAUACACGCUUGUUGAAUAAUACUUUGACUUUUUACUUUCUUACAAAAUAGCACAAAGGACAUGUUGCAUCAUUAAAUCAAUAAAUUCUUUACAAAUAUUUGCCAACAGAUAUGGUUCGUUGCCCUUUCCAACAUUUCCAUAUGGUUUGAGAUGAUCUUCCAAAAAAAAAAAAAAGGUCUAUUUCACUCAACAAUUCUAAAAUACCAAAACAAUUUCUUUGUUUACUGACCCAAUAGUUUGAUUCUCUCCACGAUUUGCUAAACCUCUGGAGGCAAGAAAGCGAACGACAGAAACCACACGAGCUGAACUUUAUUCCAGUACUUCUGUUCUGACAGAUGAUGAUUGAUUAAUGAAGGAUCUAAACACCCAGUUUCUUUGCGCCGAGGCAAAUAUGACGUCAUAUUCUAUCAAUGCUUCCUGUCCAUUCUCAUAUUCUACAAUAAGACUGCUAUGGUUCCAGUCAUUGAAUCCUGAUGUAGCAAAGGCAGAUUCAUUUUUGGACAAUAGACGGCACGCACAACAAUACAAACAACCCUGGGAUGGUGAGGGAAGCCAUUCACGUUUGACACACUCGCCAUUCCGUAAUUCACGUUUGAACAUAUUUGUUAAUGAAAAUACCUUGUCUUAGUUCUUUUUUUUCUCCAACUCGAGGGUGCUCUCUGCCUGAGUUUGAAAGGUUGCAGUCAUGAUUCUGACACCAUGAUGGCCCACUGCGAAUCCAGUACUCAACUGUACAAGUGUUCUUAAUAUUAGCACGGCAUCCUUGUCGCGAAUCACACUCUCGUUUUCCGACACAGCUUUGUUUGUUUCAGUUUUUGGAGUUUUUUUCCCUUCAAUUUCUGCAAUUUCCCCAGCAGGUGAAAUUGGUAAUGGUAUGUCUGGAACAGGAUGGCUGCAUACAAUAGUGGAUGUAGAUGAAGCUACUUUAUUUUGAUGAGCAAUUCUAGUAUCUGAUAUUUUGACAGAAUUUAACUAAGAAGUUAAUUUUGCAAGUUUACCCGUUUUCCUUAUCUCCACUGCAACUCUUUUUCUCUUCUGUGCUCCAAUCAUAAAACUACUUUUUUAAAAUUUCCGCUUAAAGGGUUAUACAACUAGAAACAUAUUCAUUUGUUACAAAUAUGUAUAUUGUAAUAACGCGAUCCGUUCAAAGGAAAAUGAAAUUCACCUUUAAACAGUGAGUACAAAUUAUGUCUAAAUGUAUUUAUAUAUCUGCCUUCACCUCAGACAUACGGUACCACUGUUGGGUUCUAUUUAUCAUCUAAAUAUGUUUUUCUUACAAAAAAAAAACAUUUUUUCAGUUUAGGAAAUAUAAAGCUAAUUGUUUAAAAAAAAAAAAUACAUUUCCUUUUAAAAAGAAUUAUUCAUUGGUUAACUACAAAUUCCUUAAUUUCUAAUUAAAUUCAGUAGUCAUUUAAAUAGUGCUUGGAUUGACUAUUCUCCACUAAUUUCACUACUGAGCAGUGGCGUAUCCAGGGUUAUUACCGCCCAAUUGACCGAUUAUGACCGAUUGUUAUUUUAAUGUAAACAAAUUUGGUUAAAUGUGUUGAUAAUGUGUUGGAGAGUAAUUCAAUAUUUUUUUAAAAUAUGGUACAUUAGUAUAGAUAUUUUUGGUUUGUGACGAGAUUUGAAUUAGCCCUAAUAAUUUGUUAAAAGUUUUACUUACACUUAGCCUGAAAUUGUUUGUUAAUUACCCAAGCUUAAUCAGUAUAAACACUACUGCUCUAAUUCCAUUUAAUGGGAUUCCUAGAAAUGUUUGUUCAAAAUCUGUCCUAUAGAUUUCAAGAAAUGUUUGUACAAACUCUAUCCUAUAGCUUUCCUAGAAAUUUUUGUACAAUCUCUUUCCCAUAGAUUUCGCAAGAAUGUCACAUGUAUUGACUUGACAUAAAAUCCCCCCCCCCCCAAUUCUUUAACCACAGAUUGCCUGAAUCUGACAAUUAGACUGAUCAUCAAUUUAACGGAGAACAACGGAAUCCCGUUCAGUGACUGGAGCUGUAAGCUGUUCAACAUCAUGGCCGAGACGCUUGAGUUCUCAGCCUACUAUUACGUGGUGGGGCUCACGGUUGAGAGGUUCAUAGCUGUUUGGUUUCCUCUGAAGAUGAGCAUCUGGUGCACCAAGCAGAGGGCAGGUGGGUUGAACCAGCAGUAACGGUAUUUUCUUUAACUCGCCUUAUCAUUUCUCAUAUUUGAUAUAUAAAGUAUAUCGACUCUGGCCUGUAAGUAUCUAACUCUGGCCUGCACGUAUAUAGCUCUGGCCUGUAAGUAUAUCAACUUUAGCCUGUAAGUAUAUCAACUAUAGCCUGUAAGUAUAUCAACUCUGGCCUGUAAGUAUAUCAACUCUGGCCUGUAAGUAUAUCAACUCUGGCCUGUAAGUAUAUCAACUCUGGCCUGUAAGUAUAUCGACUCUGGACUGUAAUUAUAUCAACUCUGGCCUGUAAGUAUAUCAACUCUGAACUGUAAGUAUAUCAACUCUGGCCUGUAAGUAUAUCAACUCUGGCCUGUAAGUAUAUCAACUCUGGCCUGUAAGUAUAUCAACUCUGGCCUGUAAGUAUAUCAACUCUGGCCUGUAAGUAUAUCAACUCUGGCCUGUAAGUAUAUCAACUCUGGCCUGUAAGUAUAUCAACUCUGGCCUGUAAGUAUAUCAACUCUGGCCUGUAAGUAUAUCAACUCUGGACUGUAAGUAUAUCAACUCUGGCCUGUAAGCAUAUCAACUCUGGCCUGUAAGUAUAUCAACUCUGGCCUGUAAGUAUAUCAACUCUGGCCUGUAAGUAUAUCAACUCUGGCCUGUAAGUAUAUCAAUUCUGGCCUGUAAGUAUAUCAACAGUUUUGAUAAUACCAUCUAGCUUGAUAACACUGUUUUAGUUUUUUUUUACUUUCGUUCUACUGGUGUUUCCAUCUUAUAGGUGGAGCACAAUGUUUUUGUGUAUACACGUGACAUUUUCGCUCAGUUGAUAGUUGUCUCGUGGCCACCUGAAAGGUGUUGAUCGUCUGGCUGAAACUGAGUCGUGUCAACAUCGCGUCUACGUUGUCCAGUGAAAAGUGGUAGGCGCGUCAAUAUUAGAGCUGUAGGAAUUUGGGGGUUUAAAAAGAAGUCAAUAAUGUUUUUGUUUUUUUAUCGAUUAUAUUUAGAUUAAAAUUUUACUACUAAAAAGUAUACAAAUAAAUAUUUAAAAAAGAAACUCUUUUUUCUAAAGACUUGCGAGCAAACACAAGUUUAAACGCAGAAAUAAAAAGCAGAAAAUAAUAUAAUUUUCUUAAAAUGCAUUUCGCAAAGUAAGGCUGUGGAAAAAAAGAUUUUUAAAAAAUCAUUUAAGAUUGUCAAUAUUUAAUUCGAUGCAUUGGCUUCUUAGAGUGCCUUACUGUAAUUAUCAUUGCUGAAUAAUAAUGGUAUUACUUGCAGUUAUUGCUUAUCGUAUUUAUUCACAUUUUAUAGACGUCCUUGAUUAUCUAAAAAAGCACGAGGGGCAGAAAUUUGCAUCACACAUUUAUUAACUGAAUAAUGUACACAACAUGAAAUAAUAUCUCCAUAAAGCAGAGCAAAUAUAAUUGUCAUAACUUCUUCCCCUUUACAUUUGUUGAAUCAACAUUGAGAUGAUGUUUGAUAUAAAAGUAAUCAUGGCAAGGGCCAAUAAUGAAAAUACACAGACUGCCAUUCGUCCACCUGCUUCUCUGCCCAUGACAUACCUUAAUUAACUUCCUGUUCCUUCUAACUCAUAAAAACAAUACCUUUUUCCGAAACAAAUUUAUAAUCUAAAUAUUUGAUCUGUGACACUUACCAUGGUUUCAUAGAGUGCCUUACUAAGGCUUCUUAAAGAGGCUUACUGUGGCUUCAAAGAUUGCCUUACAAUGGCUUCAUAGAGAGCCUUGCUAUGACUUAAUAGAGUGCCUUAAAAUGGCCUCUAGAGUGCCUUACAACGGCUUCAUAGAGUUACCUACUUACUACGGCUUGAUAGAGUGACUUGCAAUGGCUUUAUAGAGUGCCUUACUUACUAUGGCUUAAUAGAGUGCCUUACUAUGGCUUCAUAGAUUGCGUUAAUGAUACGCAAUGCUAUCUAUAUGGAGAAACGUAUCUCUUUUUUAAUUAAAUGGCUCGUUCCAAAACAGUACAUAACAAAAGACGAUAGAAAAUGAUAAAAACAAUAACAGAGAAAUACGAUACUGAAACAGGGCUAAUUACAUUUAAUAUGCUUUAUUAAGUUACUAAUAAAUUACAAAAUAAAUCAUUAACUUACAGAGCACUGUUUUGCUUGUACCGGUACGCAGUUGAUGAUAAUAUAAUGUGCCAAAAAAUACAACGAUGAAUAGGAAUUCAAACAUAUUCGUAAAAAAAACUCUAGCAACAAUGGCACACUCUAAAAAUAACUCUCAUCUGUCGUCCCGUAAAGUAAAAUAUCUCGUGGUAAAUGCUCUCCGAAAAAUCUACCGUUUCCGCUGUUAUAGUCUAUUCUACUGAUGCACCAUGAACUGCCUUAUACACUUUACUCCAUUCCAGUUUUCUCCAGAAUUUUCUAAAGCUAGUUUGGUGUCUGCUAGAGUUCACAGUACGGGGAAAUAUGACGUAAACACGUCGUCCACAUAACAGUUACUUUGGCUUCAUAGGGUGCCUUAAAAAGACUUCAAAGAGUGCCUUACCAUGACUUCAUAGAGUGCCUUUCCAUGACUUCAUAGAGUGCCUUACCAUGACUUCAUAGAGUGCCUUACCAUGGUUUCAUAUAAUAUAUAGCUUUACUUCCCUGCUGCAGGAGACUAAAAAUGUGUAGUUUUUGCAUUUGUCUUCUCUUUGUUUCAACUCCACAAAUCUGAAAUAAUCGUAAACCCGGGUACAAGUUUUUCUCACUUUUUGUUUCCUAUUUCCCCAGUGGUGGGCAUCUUGUCAGUGCUCACCGCCUGUCUCUGCCAAUCCCUCUACAUUGUUGAGGUGUACAGGGUGAACGUCUACAGUUGGUGUGUCAUGAGAGUGAAAUAUUUGGGAUUCUGGGGAAUGUAUGUCAUUUGUUACGCCUUGGAUAACAUUUAAGAUAUACAUAUUUCUUUUUCCCAUCCUAGUGAUAUUUAAAUACACACGUUAAAUAUAUGUACAUUUUAUAUUAGUCCCUAUUUCAUUACAUCAGAUUAUAUUCAUUACAUAAGAUAUUUAGUUAAAUCAGAUUUUAUUUCAUUACAUCAGAUAAAUUAUACACUAAAUCAGUUUAUGUUUCAUUGCAUCAGAUUAUAUUUCAUUACAUCAGAUUAUAUUUCAUUACAUCAGAUUACAUUUCCUUACAUCAGAUUACAUUUCGUUACAUCAGAUUAUAUUUCAUUACAUCAGAUUAUAUUUCAUUACAUCAGAUUACAUUUCGUUACAUCAGAUUAUAUUUCAUUACAUCAGAUUAUAUUUCAUUACAUCAGAUUACAUUUCGUUACAUCAGAUUAUAUUUCAUUACAUCAGAUUACAUUUCCUUACAUCAGAUUAAAUUUCGUUACAUCAGAUUAUAUUUCAUUAAAUCAGAUUUUAUGUCAUUAAGUUAUUUUUAAUCUUUCACACAAGAGAGAGUUUAGACCAAAAGUCCUUGAUCUAGAAACAAGGGAUGCACAAACACCUCCCCAUUAUUACCUCCCCAUCCCCUACACACACAGACACACACAAAGACGUUUACAAAUUAAUCAUCUAUUUACCCCCAAAAUCCUAAUCACUAACCAGCACAUGUAAUUCCCCCCCCCCCCCCAACCCCAGCACUUACCAACACCAGAUCCAGCCAACUCUCAUGAUGCUCAUCCCCAUCGUCAGCCUGGCCGUGCUGAACGCUUUGAUCGUCAGGCGGCUGGACCAAGCGCGGAAGUUUCAGAAACAAAUGUCGGACGUCGUAAAUAAGGAAAAGUCAAAACAACAACAACAGGUGCGUCCCCAUUAUCAAAAGAAUAGUAUAUGUUGAUCAAAAGAAAUUUCGUCGGUGGUAAAUUGAUCGACGGCAAUUUGAUCGAACGGAAAGUUGGCCGAAUCUUCUUUUUUACAGUUUUUAUGUUAAAUGUUAAUUUUUUUUGCUUCAAAUUUCUCUUUGAACGCAUUAUAUUAUAUAGUAAAACAAAAUAAUGCGCUCAAAAAUAAAUUUGAAGCAAAAAUUAAACGUAAAAACUGUAAAAAAAACAACAACCAAAGAUUCGAUCAAAUUUCCGUUCGAUCAAAUUAUCGUCGAUCAAUUUACCGUCGACAAAAUUUCUUUCGCAUAAAAUAUCUGUAUCCGGAAUAGGACAGCUCCAAGGUGCUUAAAUUAAUACAACUUAAAUUCAUUUUUUAAUUGAAAAAAAAAAUAAUUUAAAUUGAAUUUGAAAAAAAAAGAUAUAUAUCACAUGAAGUCACACAUUUUCGGAAAGUAUAUUUUAAUGCAUCUUGCAUAAUAUUUUAAUAAAAAUGCUUUCGUGACUGUCCAAAAAGCAAUUUACAGCGCUAUCAAUUUUUUUUUUAUCUAUGCUGAGAUGUGUAGGACAGAAAGUCAAAGUCAUAGAUCAGUGGUUCUCAACCUUCAUAAUGCCGCGACCCUUUAUUGCAGUACCCCAUGUUGUGGCGAACCCCAACCACAAACUUAUUUUUGUUGCUACUUCAUAACUGUUGAGUAUAUGUAUUUUCCGAUGGUCUUAGGGGACCCCUGGAAAAGUGUCAUUUGACCCCCAAAAGGGUCGCAACCCACAGGUUGAGAGCCGAUGCCAUAGAUGUAUAGCUAGGCAGACAGAAAGGCGUACCCAUUCACAUGUAUAAUGAGUGGCGUGUGAAGGGGGUUGUGGGGAGGGAGCUUCGCCCCGGGCGGUAUUUUUCCUUUUUAUGGAAGGUUGGGAUUUACCACAAACUGCAGAGAUUAAUUCGUAGAAAUGGGUGCCAAAAAGCUUGGCCCAUCCCGGGUGGCACUACCCCCUAGCUACGUCACUUGUUUCUUAAUACAUUGACAUUGCUUGAUCUUCAUCAGAUCAACCGGAUGCUACUCGCAGACUCGAUCUGGCUGUUCCUGUGCGUGACCCCUGACCUCUGCUACCGUUACUCAGACCAGUUCCUCGGUCGCGAAGAAGAUGACAACGUUGCAAGGCUUAUCAUGAUGAAUGUUUUUGGUGUGCUUCGAAUGUACAACAGUGCCGUCAACUUCAUUCUCUACAUCAUCGCCGCCAAGAAAUUCAGGUCAGUACAUAGAGUUGUGUAUGUAAAUAUCAUCAGUUUGUUUGAGAAGACGGAGAAGAAGAGAUGGUGGGGGUCAUAGAUGGUUUGGGGGGGGGGGAGGCAGAUGGAGAGACAGAGAUAUUGGGAAGACAGCUUGUGAGGAUACAGAGUUGAUGAGGGACAGACAUGGUGGGGAGACAGGUAUGGCGGGAGUCAGAAAUGGCUGGCGAAACAGAGUUGCUGGGGAGUGGGGAGACAGGGAGAUAGAGUUGAUGGGGAGACAUAGAUAGCGGGAGUCAGAGAUGGCAGGAGUCGGAGAUGGCAGGAGUCGGAGAUGGCUGGGAGACACAGUUGACGGGGAGACAGAGACGGGGGUAUCAGUAUGUUUGGACGCUAAAACUUAACUAUUAGUACUACGAAAAGUUUUGACUACAAUAGACGGGUCUAGUGGGUCAGAGAAUCUUAGCGUUAAAUCUUCAUUUCAGAUACCUGUAAUAUUAUUUCCGGUUACUAUUAGUCACAACACGCCCCCCCCCCAAAAAGCAUAACAGUUUCAUUUCUGUGAUCUGGAAAAAAAGGGGGGGGGGGCAUUUUGCUGAAAUAUCGGUUGAAUCAGAUAUACUAUUGCUUUAUUGCACAUUAUUCUCAAUAUUUGAUUUAUGGGUGUAAUAUUUUACAACUUUGAAAUUUUAUCAGGGGAUGAAAGCUUUUAGUAGACUAGUUCAAAUCUUUGCUUCAUUUUAAGCGUAACCCUAUGACUUGCUUCAAAUGACUUGCUGCCAAUCACUUGCUGCCAAUCACUUGCUUCAAAUGACUUGCUUCAAAUGAAUUGCUUUAAAUGACUUGCUUUAAAUGACGUGCUUUUAAUGACUUGCUUCAAAUGACUUUCUUUAAAUGACUUGCUUCAAAUGACUGACUUCAACAAAAAAAAAAACAAGUUGUGAAAAUAAAGUAAUUUACUGCUACUUAAUUAUUUAAUUGAAUGUUUGCCGUUGGUCAAUUGGUAUAAUUAUGUUUUCUAAUUCCUAGAACGGAACUAAUUAAAUUAGUUACCUGCAACAGAUUUGUCGGGAUUGACCAGAGAGCCAGCUCCAUAUCACAGAAACAUGGUCUGUCUGAAACCAAGGUCACCAGUACCAGCGUCAGUUACACGACCGGAACCUGAACAUUAUCGACAUGGCUGUCAGCUUUUAAAGAAAUAGGCUCCGAUGCUGAAAAGUCUUUGUGCAGUCUCAAAUAUAAACCUAAUAAAUUCUCUUCAUUUCACAGAAGAAUUUCAGCAACCUACUCUCUCAUACAACCCUUUUAUAACUGAUCUCUUGUGACUAUCAUUUCAUAGUAACAUUUCAAAUAAAUCUGUAUGGAAAGAAAUUUCCGACCCAAAUAAAAACCAAACUAAUAUUUAUUUAACAUAUGUCC
This is a messenger RNA of Lymnaea stagnalis (great pond snail), 15944 nucleotides long. The record is from the annotation of a GenBank genome assembly. Lineage: Eukaryota; Metazoa; Mollusca; Gastropoda; Lymnaeidae.